Harpegnathos saltator (Jerdon's jumping ant) is the source of this 6174-nucleotide messenger RNA. RefSeq names its product Sestrin (gene Sesn). Gene Ontology annotation, biological process: regulation of response to reactive oxygen species; cellular response to leucine starvation; positive regulation of macroautophagy. Lineage: Eukaryota; Metazoa; Arthropoda; Insecta; Hymenoptera; Formicidae. The transcript has 12 exons. Gene Ontology annotation, molecular function: L-leucine binding; oxidoreductase activity, acting on peroxide as acceptor. The coding region runs from base 1039 to 3960 and encodes 973 amino acids. The record is from RefSeq and is a predicted model, not a curated record. Gene Ontology annotation, cellular component: nucleus.
CGGCAGCGACGCGCGCGAGACAGUCCGCCGCGGAGUGACAGCUCGUGAACUGUCAGCGGCGGUAACCGCGGGCGUCUCGUUGCGUUUCUGUUGCGAACAGACGUACCGCGGCCGGCCGGUGUCGAAUAGCGCGACGUUUCCGUCCGGCAGGUCCUUCGGCUGCGUCCCGUCCGUACCGGGCGAUCGUUUCGCGCGCGAUUCAACGCGAAAAAGAGCCGCGGCCGCACGGUGGGUGCGCACGCAAGGGAGAACGGCUCGUCGCCGCUGUCGCCGGCUCGCCAGUCUACUGGAAGAUUCCAUUGCGAGUGGGCUUUCAAAAAGUUUCGGAGCUGUCGACGAGUUUCCGCGGACACCGUCGCCGAGACGUCGUCACCGGACACACCAGGUACUCCAUGGACUAAAGCAAACGCGGAAAAACGCGAGUGUGCUAGCAGAGCAAGAAUCGGCCAAGAGUGCGUGUGCAGUAACAAUGUAAAAGAAGAAAAAAAUGUGAUACACAUGAUUGCGUGGCAGCGUUAACACCAGUGAGGAAGAGACGAACCGUGUGCAAAAUUGCAACAGCGACAGAGAGAGAGAGAGAGAGAGAGAGAGGAGGAGAGAGAGAAAAAUACGAGACAAGCACGAGAGGAAGAUAAGAGACGGAAAGAAAAAGAAGAGAGAAGAAAAGGAGAGGCGCAUUUUACGAUCGAUCGGAGUCGAUCGAGUUAAAACGUUCCCGGUCGAUCGUUUCCUCCGUGCAAGCACCGGCGGACGGAGGUCUGUCGCGGCGUUUCGGCCAGGGAGGAGGAUUGCGCGACGAGCUCGCGAAAAAGCUAAGAUAUCGGGCUACGAAGGAGAGAAAAGGCGAUUCGGCGGGAAGAAAAAUACGGAACAUCCCGUCGGUCCGUCGCGCUGUUUAUCCUGGGAAUCGAGCCGAGCGCGAGCGCCUCGAUACACUACCGCUAUCCGUGCGAUUGCCUCGAGGACGGGCGAACGUAUUCCGGAAAGGAUCGGGCGGAGCGAAGGAAAACAACGUGCGCAGGGAUACGGAAAAAGGAUAUGUACCGAGAGCCGAACAGUUCGUCGGGUAGCGGCACCUCUACUAAGGGCGACGAGGUCGAGCUCGUCAGUAGAUUCCUGGCGCCGCUCUGCGCCAGGGACGAGGCGGCCAGGAACAUCGCCCUGGCCGCGGCCAGGACUACCGUCGAAGGAUGGCUGGGUGGUGUCGGCAGUCCGAAUCACUGGGACGACACCGGCGAGAUCGAGGACGACAAGAGCACGGCCGGCAAGUUCUCGGCUCAGGACGGAAGAUACGACAUGAGCGUCGAGCGCUCGCCCACGAGAUCGUCCCCGAGGAGCGUCCAGCACCAGCUACUGCUGCAGGACUCAUUCCGAACGGAGGGUUUCUUCCCGCAGAGUGUGAACGACGGCUCGACUUUCCUCGACGAGAACAACCCGGAGUGCUCGGAACGGUACCCGGCCGAUUCAUUCGACUGCGUGGACGGUCGUCUCGGCAACGAUAGGCGGAAGUACACCGGCGAUGGCGUUGACAGCUGCAGGUCCGGUCACUCGACAUCCUCGGACGAGGGUAGCAAGGGCUUCAAGAUCGAGCAGCCGACGCAACAGCAGCAGCAAGGCAGGUGCCUGCGAUUCAAGGACGGCUCCGAGCCGCGCUUCGGCUCGAGCUGCGAGAGCGAGCGCAAGUACCACCCGGGCUCGUCGUCGAGCGAGCGGUCGAGCGAUGAUUGCUGCCCCGGCAGGACGAAGAGCAACUACGCGAAGGUGAAGGGCGCCAAGCAGAAGCAGCUGGAGGACGACGAGCUCGACGCUGAUACGAGGGUGUACGGCAAGAGUCCCAAGUUCGACGACAACCUAAGCGGCUUUGGCCACCCGCGGGGCGAGGCCGCCUCCGCGUUUGACUGUCGGAACCUGAAUCGCCGAUCUAAGAUCGCUGGCGGCGACAUGUUGACGCACGAGCGCCGAUACUACGACGGCGGCGCCGAUGACGACGUGUCCUUCAACGAGAGCGAGGUGGCGAGCGCGCGUCGCAGCGACGGAGUCGUCUUCAACACACUGGACGGCUUUGAGAACGAGAGCGCGAGCGAGCAUUACCGCCAGGAUAACGCGCAAGAUCCUGCGCGCAUGAAUCUGGAUGUAAGCCUGGAGGACGAGCGCGAGGCGAUCUACGCGCGUGGCGAUGACGACACGUCGUCGGCGACGACGGCGGAUGAUUCCCGCGCGUGCCGGCCGCGAUCCGAGCAGGACUAUCUACGUAAGAACGACGAACGAAAAUUCAGCGCUGGGCAGAUCAAGAGGCCGCUUUCGCAGGACGACGACGUGUCCUCCAAGAGCGGCAGGGUGCUCGAGAGCCCGGAGGUCACGCCUGGCGACGUCGGCAGAAUGCUGAACCUGGGGAACGCCUUGGACGGACCCAGACAGGCGCAGCCCAACAAGUACCUCAGUUUAGUGACGCUGCACUUGCCGGUGAUUCUCAGGCUCAGCGUCAACUGUCCCUUCCAAAACGUUAGAAUCAAGUGCGCGGAGAUCCUCGAGAUGGUAAAGGAUAGAGGACUUCCAGUACCGGUGCCGGCCUUCGACGGACCUAGUGCCUUCGUCCCUGUCGCGGAGCUGCCGGAUCUGAACAAUCUGGAUGAAAAGACGCAUAUGCUGUUGAUGGAUGCUUUCCUCCAGAACAACAGAUUGGAUCAUGUCUCGAGGGUAAUGUCCUCGCAUCCAACGUAUCUGGAUCAUUUCCUUCGAACGCAGCAUUUCAUCCUCAGGGGUGACGGACCACUUCCUUAUGACUACAGGCAUCUCAUUGCCAUUAUGGCCGCGGGUAGGCACCAGUGUAGCUACCUUAUAAACCUGCAGAAGGGAGAGUUCCUGCUGCAGGGCGGUGACCUCUCGUGGCUCCAAGGCCUGAGAUCGAUUCCAGGGAAGCUGCAAGAUCUCUAUGAGAUCAAUAAGAUCCUAGCCCACAGACCGUGGCUCCUGACCAAGGCGCACAUAGAGAAACUGACUAAGGGCGACGACAAUUGGACCAUAGCAGAGGUCGUCCACGCGAUAGUUCUAUUAGCGCAUUUCCAUUCUUUGUCGUCUUUCGUCUUUUCCUGCGGAAUCAACGAAGAACUGGACAAUGUGACCGGCCAUCACUACAAGGACAACAGCCAGGACAAUAGUAGUAACGUACCACCAGCCAAAGAUAAACUUUCCAGCAGCCCUAAGAAGAUUCCCAACAGUGACGGCAAGACUGAAAAUAUACCGUCGCCGCCAUCAUCGCCGAGCAUAGUCGGCGAGCAGGAGGUCGGAGUGGAGACUCUGAUGGAACGUAUGAAGCGCCUCUCGGAAAAGUCCGAGUCUUAUCAGAUCACACAGGAGGAGCUGUCGAAGAGAUUCGAGACUGUCGAGACGCAAUCAGCCGAGCUGGCGGCGGCGCCGCAGAGGAGUAGCUCGGUCCUUGACUCGGAUAUCGGUCUUUUCAUCGAGGACCCCACUUUCAUCUACCAGGAUUUCGCCAAGCGCGGUCAGCUGAACGACAUACCGACCUUCCGCGUCCAGGAUUGCUCUUGGGACGAUCACGGCUACUCCCUGGUAAACCGUCUGUACAACGACGUCGGCAAUCUCCUCGAUGACAAGUUCAAGACCGCGUACAAUCUGACGUACUACACAAUGGGCACGCACAACAAGGUCGACACGUCGCGCUUCAGACGGGCGAUCUGGAACUACAUACAGUGCAUGUUCGGCAUAAGGCACGACGAUUACGAUUACAAUGAGGUCAAUCAAUUGCUCGAACGAAGCUUGAAGACCUUCAUCAAGAGCGCCGUUUGUUAUCCAGAGCGCGUCACCAAGAGGGACUACGAUCGCGUUAUGAGGGAGUUCAAACACAGCGAAAAGGUCCACGUGUGCCUGAUGAUCCUAGAGGCUCGCAUGCAAGCGGAACUGCUAUACGCUCUUCGUGCCGUGAUGCGGUAUAUGACGUAAAGCGGAGUUCCACGUCGCCCCUUCGCCUGUCUGCUGUCUGUCAGUCAGUUUGUCGAUUUGUUUUCCCGCGCGAAUUCGCGCGAUGUUUCCGCGGGGUUCUGCACACGGCACGGAAGGAGCAUCGAGCGAGCGAGCACACGGUAUCAUCGAGUCCCAUACGAAACACACACGCACGCGACUUGGGGGGAGAGGCAUGGAGAUUGGGGCCCGCUUUUGCUCGGGCGUGUGCGGCGCCGUCCUUCGCGUAGGGCCGUCACUUCAUGGUUCGAUUGGUGUGCCGCCGGCGAUAGACGGCAAUCGCGGCUCUUCGGUAAGCGCUGAAAAGGCGAUAACGGAAGAGCAAAGAGGAGGAAGGAGGAAAGAGAGAACAGCAGAGAGCAGCAGCAGCGUCGACGUAGAUUGUGGGAGCAGCCGCGUUGGAUAACUCGCUGUUUGAUCAUUUCUUUCGGCUGCGCCCUCGGCGCGAUUCCUCGUCCAGCCGUUCGCUCUCGUCCAUCUAACUCGACGAACUCGGCGCAUCUCCAUUCUCCGAGCGACUACUCAACGAUCGCGUCGAUCGCGCAGCUCCAGUUCCGUCGAUUCGCGUCAAACAUCAUCCGUGGUGGGCAAGAGAGUUUUUUCUACGUGUUUCGAGAGCGGAUGAGAAAAAUGAAAUGCAAGGCAAAGGAGAAAGAGGAGGAGGAGGAGGGAAAGAAGAGAGGAAGAAACAGAGAGGGAGGAAAAAGAGAGAAAAGGAUAUAUCGAACAGAGAUAGGAAGACGGGGGAUGACGAGGAGGAGAGAUUUAUAAUUCGUUUUGUACAUAGACACUUGUAUUUUUCUACGUUCGACAUCGUAGCAGACUGUUAUUUGUGCGUAUCGUUUAUGUUUCAGAUCUGUUAAAGUUUGCUCUCGCCUGUUAGAAGCUUUCGCGUCGCGCUUGUAACGUUACAACGUAGAUACACACACACAUACACACAAACACAGACGGAAACACACACAUAAACACACACAACAUCCUUCGCGUUUAGGUUUCGAUCUUCCGUGCGUUUCGCAGGUGCGUUCGCACCUUCGCUUGUCGCAGGUGGACGCGUUACCGCACACGCGCGUACACACACGCGUCAAGCGAGACAAAAGCAUGCGUAGCUCCAUUUUUUCGCGAUUUUUCAUUUUUCCUUUUUGUCGGAUGUCUUGUCCAGGGAUGGAAAAUUACUCGUUAAGGUUAAAUUAAGGAACAUCGGUUUACGCUGAAUCCGUAAUUGUACGCGCGAUCAUCGCUGCGGUUUUCGCUCGGACUCGCGCCCCGGCAUCUCGGGUUCCGAGUUUCGAGUUUCCGUUUCCGUCGCGCGCACGCCGACUCGAAAUCAUCGCGGAUCGCGUCGAUAUUUGACGAUACUCGACGAACGGAGGGAGGACCGAGAAAUGGUCUUUCGCGCCGCGUUCGCGAUGUGCACAUAUAUACACACACACACACACACACACACAUAUAUAUACACACAUAUAUACACACACAUAUAUAUAUAUGUGUGUAUAUAUAUAUAUAUAUAUAUACGCGUUUCAUUUUUGAUUUCCGACGCGACUUUGUCUCGUAACCCAUGAAAGCUAUCAUCAAAUCGUACCUACCUUUUGUCACACGCGUACGUCGAGUGAAUCUUAGACUGUAGGGUGAUGCGUGGUCGCGUACAUGCGUGCUUGACGACAGUCUACGAGAAGCGACGCGCAUCGCGAGUGUCGCGUGCGCGUCAAGCUGCACACGAAGAAGCGAAUUCGGCUGCUGUCCUGGCGGAAUACAAGCGCCAGAGGAAAAAAAUCGUUCCGCUCCUCUCUGUCCCUUCCGAGAGAAAGCGCUGUGGGCGAGGUGGUUCAGAGAGACGACGGACACGGAUUGUCCGAGUCGUGCGCGCGAGCCAACAAACUCGCGAGAGAAUCGCGACCGGCCGAGAUCGGAACGCCGGAGAACACCAAUCUCUUGACGCGCGACUUUCCGCGCGUGCGGGCGCUUAUCAACGAAUUUCCAUGCCUUUGGCGUAGCGUUAAAACACUAAAGGGAUGAAAGGUAGCAAGGAAAAGAGGAAAAAGAGGAGGGUGACAGCUUUUAAGUAGAUCGCGAGGGGCGCGACGCACGACUGACGGAGCCCCGUCUCUUCUUCGGUAAUUGACGGUCGUUAAUAGCGGGGACGCCGCUUCUGCGACGUCGGAGUGCGCGCGGCGAGGACGGAGAGGCUGUUUAAAAAAA